Anthostomella pinea is the source of this 1188-nucleotide messenger RNA. NCBI's taxonomy places the organism in Eukaryota, Fungi, Ascomycota, Sordariomycetes, Xylariales, Xylariaceae. The record is from the annotation of a GenBank genome assembly.
AUGAGCUCCUUCCCAGCACUUCUCAGGCCCCUCCUCCUGCUGCUGCUCACCUACCAACAAAAUCCACUCGCGCAAGCAGCAGCGCCCACCGUCGCCUCGGCAGAAGUCGUCGGUACCGUCGCCGACGCCGCCAUCGACCGCGACUCCUGCACCUCGACCAAGGUCGGCGCGCGCGAGCUCUGGACCUGCCGCGACUCGCAGAGCUACCCGGGCGCCGUGACGGGCUUCUUCUGGAGCAGCUCCGCGUCGUGGACUGACUUUCCAGUCGUCCCUGAUGAUGGUGAUGGCAACCUCACGUGCUACGGCGACAACAACGCUGCAGGCGCUGGCGCUUACGCGUACUUCCCCUUGCCGGCGACGGCAUGCGCCGCCGGGUCCGGGGCUUGCGAGGACGGCUCGCGCUGGGUUAUUUGGCCGGAUGCGCCGCCGCUGGGGGUUGAGACGGGAUCACAUGGUAGUGGAGGACUGGCGCUGUAUACCUGGAUCCGCAACGUGCAUCUCGACAAGUCAUCGUCGACGGGCGGAAUGGGCGCGCAGCUGAACCCGGACCCGCCCGCCAGCCUGUACCGCGCCGACUACACCCCAGACCUGGAGAACAAUCAAACAACGCUGCCGCCAGUGACGCUCGUCAGCGACGCGUUCUGGGCCGCCGGGACGCCGGCUUAUGGGAACUACGGCGGCGUGGUGCGCAACGGGACGGCGUACCUGUAUGCCACGCUGGCGGACGCGGAUGGGAAGGUCAAAGGCGGCGUCGCGCUGGCCAAGGUUGACGUGGGCAGUGUGGAGGAUAGGGGCGCGUAUCGGUACUGGGACCCGGCGACUUCGAGCUGGGGGACGCAGGCGCCGGCUGUUACGGAUGUUGGUAUGGCGGUUAAGAAUGCUGGUACGGGGCAGCAGGGGACGUUUUACUAUAGCGAGCGGUUUGGGAAGUAUGUGUGGAUCGGCAGCGCCAGCGGCUUUCCCAACACGGACUUCUACAUCACCAUGGCGGACCAGCCCGAGGGCCCCUGGGAGCAGCCCGAGAAAUUCUACACGGGGCCGGCGGGCACCACGUUUGCGGGCUACUCGCAGCAAGCGCACCCGGGGCUGAGCAGCGACCGGGGCAAUGGGGAUGAUAUUUACUUGACGUACACGCGGCAGGAUGAAUUUUACUCUACGCCUCUGGUGCAUGUUGUGUGGGCGUCUUGA